Messenger RNA from Cololabis saira (Pacific saury), 9897 nucleotides. Its product is annotated as ankyrin-2-like. Bases 105 to 9239 code for a protein of 3044 amino acids. The record is from RefSeq and is a predicted model, not a curated record. The transcript is spliced from 39 exons. Gene Ontology annotation, molecular function: protein binding. Lineage: Eukaryota; Metazoa; Chordata; Actinopteri; Beloniformes; Belonidae. Gene Ontology annotation, biological process: signal transduction.
CCUGUAAGGGUUUUAAGGGGGAGGACAGGGAUUAGCAGGGCGAUUAAAUGUUUCCACUUCAACUACUUUACGUUCUGAUGGGAGAGACCUGAAAACCUUGCAGCAUGGGCAAUGCAGCCAUGUGUAAGGUGUGCGGCUCGGACACGGGGCUCAGGACCGUCUGGAUCCAGUCUGACCGGGACCAGAAUGCCUUGCCAGAAUACUACUGCAUGGAGCAUUUCCCCGCAGAGCCUCUGCUGAUGCUGUCGGACAGUAACACCAGUUUCCUGCGAGCGGCGAGGGCAGGAAAUGUGGACAAGGUUUUGGAAUUUCUGAAAGGGGGCGUGGAGAUCAGUACCUGCAACCAGAACGGUCUGAACGCGCUGCACCUGGCGGCCAAGGAGGGCCACGUGGACCUGGUCCAGGAGCUGCUGGACCGGGGAGCAGCCGUGGACUCAGCCACCAAGAAAGGAAACACAGCACUUCACAUCUCCUCACUGGCUGGCCAGGCUGAAGUCGUGAAGAUCCUGGUCAAACGAGGAGCUGACAUCAACUCGCAGUCUCAGAAUGGGUUCACUCCUCUGUACAUGGCAGCCCAGGAGAAUCACCUGGACGUGGUGCGGUACCUGCUGGAGAAUGGAGGCAAUCAAAGCACCGCUACAGAGGACGGCUUCACCCCGCUGGCCAUCGCCCUGCAGCAGGGCCACAACCAGGUGGUCUCCGUCCUACUGGAGAACGACACCAAGGGCAAAGUUCGCCUGCCCGCCCUGCACAUCGCCGCCCGCAAGGACGACACCAAAUCGGCCGCCCUGCUCCUCCAGAACGAUCACAACGCUGAUGUCCAGUCCAAGAUGAUGGUUAAUAGGACUACUGAGAGCGGGUUCACGCCCCUUCACAUCGCCGCCCACUACGGGAACGUCAACGUGGCCACGCUGCUGCUGAACCGAGGAGCCGCCGUAGACUUCACGGCCAGGAACGGGAUCACACCUCUACACGUGGCCUCCAAGCGUGGAAACACCAACAUGGUUCGCCUGUUACUGGACCGCGGCUCUCAGAUCGAUGCUAAAACUCGGGACGGGCUGACUCCCCUCCACUGCGCGGCCCGGAGUGGACACGAGACGGCCGUGGAGCUUCUGCUGGAGAGAGGAGCGCCGCUGCUGGCCAGAACCAAGAACGGGCUGUCUCCUCUUCACAUGGCAGCACAAGGAGACCACGUGGACUGCGUCAAACAUCUCCUGCAACACAAGGCCCCCGUUGACGAUGUCACGUUGGACUACUUGACGGCGUUGCAUGUGGCGGCUCACUGUGGUCACUACCGAGUCACCAAACUGCUGCUGGACAAGAGGGCCAAUCCUAACGCCAGGGCGUUGAACGGCUUCACACCCCUGCACAUAGCCUGUAAGAAGAACCGAGUAAAAGUGAUGGAGCUGCUGGUCAAAUAUGGAGCCUCCAUCCAGGCCAUUACAGAGUCCGGCCUGACUCCCAUCCACGUGGCGGCCUUCAUGGGUCACCUGAACAUCGUCCUCCUCCUGCUGCAGAACGGAGCCUCGCCUGACGUCAGCAACAUCCGAGGGGAAACAGCGUUACACAUGGCCGCCAGGGCCGGUCAGGUGGAGGUGGUCCGGUGUCUUCUGAGGAACGGAGCCAUCGUUGACGCUCGGGCCCGGGAGGACCAGACUCCCCUCCACAUUGCCUCCCGCCUGGGGAAAACGGAGAUCGUGCAGCUGCUGCUGCAGCACAUGGCCCAUCCUGACGCCGCCACCACCAACGGCUACACACCCCUCCACAUCUCUGCCAGGGAGGGGCAGCUGGAGACCACCUCAGUCCUGCUGGAGGCGGGAGCUUCACACUCGCUGGCCACUAAGAAAGGUUUCACUCCGCUGCAUGUGGCCGCCAAGUACGGAAGCCUGGAAGUGGCCAAGCUGCUGCUGCAGCGGCGCGCUCCUCCGGAUUCUGCUGGGAAGAACGGCCUCACCCCCCUCCACGUCGCAGCACAUUACGAUAACCAGAAGGUGGCGCUGCUGCUGUUGGACAAAGGGGCGUCGCCCCACACCAUGGCCAAGAACGGCUACACUCCUCUGCACAUUGCCGCCAAGAAGAACCAGAUGGAUAUUGCCACGGUGCUGCUGCAGUGCGACGCUGAGACCGACAUCCUGACCAAGCAGGGCGUCACUCCGCUCCACCUGGCCGCCCAGGAGGGAAACACCGACAUGGCCGCCCUGCUGAUCAGCAAAGGAGCUCAGAUCAACGUUCCCACCAAGAGUGGCCUGACUGCCCUCCAUCUGGCAGCUCAGGAAGACAAAGUAGCUGUUGCAGAAAUCCUUGCCAAGAACGGAGCAAACCUCGACCAGCAGACCAAACUGGGCUACACCCCUCUGAUCGUAGCCUGCCACUACGGAAAUGCCAAGAUGGUCAACUUCUUACUUCAAAACGGAGCUGGUGUCAACGCCAAAACCAAGAAUGGAUACACUCCCCUCCACCAAGCAGCCCAGCAGGGAAACACACACAUCAUUAAUGUUCUGCUGCAGUACGGAGCUAAACCCAACGCCAUGACGGUGAAUGGUAACACUGCCCUGGGCAUUGCCCGGAGGCUGGGAUACAUAUCUGUGGUGGACACGCUGAGGGUCGUCACCGAGGAGAUCAUCACCACCACCACGACGGUGACGGAGAAACACAAGCUGAACGUGCCGGAGACCAUGACUGAAGUGCUAGACGUCUCGGAUGAAGAAGCAGCGAGAGCCGUGCAGGCUGAUGUUCUGUCAGAUGACAUCACGGACGAGGAAGGUGACGACACAAUGACAGGCGAUGGAGGGGAGUACCUGAGGGCCGAAGACCUCCGGGAGCUGGGAGACGACUCCCUGCCAGGACAGUAUCUGGACGGGAUGAACUACCUUCGAUUCAGCCUGGAGGGGCGGUCGGUGGCAUGCUAUAAGAGAGCAGCCGAGGCAAUAAUGGAAAGCCCAAACGCAUAUGACCCGGGCAUGGGCUGGGAGAAAACAGACGAAGAGGUACUGGAACCCAUAUGGACAAUGGGACCCAUCCUCCCUCCUACUCUUGUCGAGUUACUGGCUCAAAGAGCUGAGGUGGAAGAGCAGGCGGCUCUUGACAUGGGAGCCGAUGCUGUCAACAACAACAUAUCUGGUGAUGAAGAGGACAACGAGUAUAAGAAUGAUGAAAACUUAGAAAUGAAAGAAAUAGAGAUAGAAGAUCUCCUCACUGGGACGUGCGGGGAAAGAGCGACACACUGUCCUCUACAUGAAGAGACGGAGACGUCAGGCCUGAAAUCUGAGCUGAUUCGAGAACCAGAUCUUCUUUCCGACGUGUCAGAGAUGAAACAAGAUUUGAUCAAAAUGACUGCCAUUUUGACGGCAGACUCAAGAGAGAAAUCCCCUCCCAUCGGAGGGUGUGCUCUAGAGAAAGGGACUGAGGAUGUUUCUGGAGAACCAUUAGAAAUAAUGGAAAAAGACUUAGAGAAAGUCAAAGAGGACUUAGAGAAAGUCAGUGAGAUACUGAGGAGUGGAACCUAUCAGGGUGAGGUGGGAGAGGAGGCAGCGAACACACCAACAAUUGCCGAGGACUGGGUUCUCCUUUCUGAUAGUGAGGUAGAAGACGCCAAGACAAUGGCAUCCUUAGAAGUUCAAGAGCCAGUUUUACGUGAAAGCAGAACUAACAGGGGAGUGCCCAGACCUAAAGCCAUAAAAGGCAGUGGUGACCUUAAAGAGUACCUCCUGGACGCACCAGUAAGCUCCAAAGUAAAGACUAAAAAAGAGACAGGUGUACAAGAAAAAUUCACUGAUGUCGUUCUACGCAAAAGUGGAAAACCAACCACUCCAACUAAAGUUCAUGAGAGAACGACUACUGGUGAUGUUAAAAAGCCAGUGAGAAGGAAGGGGAAAGACCAGGGGAAGGCUGAGGAAACCACAGAAACAUGCGCUUCUUUAACUGUGCCUACUACUGAGAAAGCCUCACCGGUGUCCCCUGUAAUUGAAGAAACGCCCAUUGGAUCAAUAAAGGACAAAGUAAAAGCCUUACAACAAAAAGUAGAAGCAGAGCAAAAGUCCAAAAAGGUCACUGGAAGCAAGCCUUCACAUUUGCCCGUAAUGAGCAAACCCUCUCCAAAAGCCAAAGAAAGCCCUAAAUCCAAACCACCACCACCCCCUAAACCCCAUAAAGCUGAAUCUGAAAAACUUGAGGAGACUGUGUCAGUAAAGGAGCUGAUGCAAGCAUUCCAGAGUGGGCAGGACCCCUCAAAGAGAAAGUCUGGGUUAUUUGAGCUCAAAACAGCCUCUACAUCACAGAAAACCACAAAAACUGAAACUGUCCACUCCAAAACUGUGACCAAAGUAACCUCAGUUGUCGCGCAAGAAAAAGAAGUAUCACUGGACUCCAUGCCAUCGGAGAAGUCAGCUGCUGUCCACUGGCAGCUAACUGAAACUGCCGACUUUGGAAACGGUGGCCUUGACGACAGCUCUGACAGCUUUAAACAUGAAGCUGUGGCAGACUCACUAAGCGCCAGUUCUGGAGAUGGAACCCCUCACCUGAGCUCAGAGGAAAGUUGCAAACAUGAAGGUCUGGCAACUCCAGGCACAAGCCCUGAAAGUUUGACUGGACCACAGAAGUCUACAGAUUCAGCAUCAGUUGCCAGAAAAGUUAAAAAAGACAUUAAAGAUGCAGAGGUGUCUGGGGACUCUGUUGUAGGUCCCACUGGUGAGCAACUGACUACAGAACUGACCCUUCCUGUCUCUUCCAGCGAUGCAGCAGAUGACCACGCAACAAGUGAGUCCAUAUCUGUUAGGAGUGGGUCUAUGCAAUCUAAACCUCCGAAACUUACAAAAAGAGUUUCAGAGACUGUAGAAACAUUUCUUAGCGAUGACGAUAGCCCUGAUCGUCCAUUAGCAUUGUCAUUAGUUGGUUCUCCAGCCUCUAGAUCCCCAUCUCAGCACCGUGAAAGCUUAGACCUUACUUUGAAACAAGAAGCAGAUGCUCUCAGUCCAUUAGCUGAUGACUCUUUGACAAUAAGCCACAGAGACUCUCUAGAAGGUAGUCCUCUAAUGGAAGAGAAUUCUUCCCAUAAGUCCCCAGACUCUAUUGAACCCAGUCCAACCAAAGAAUCCCCCCCUCAUGACUCCCUAGAGAGCAGCCCUGUAGAGCAAAUAAGCCACCCAUCCUUCCCAUCCAUAUUCCAUCCACCGAGUAAACCCUCUAGUCAUCCAGAACCCACCAAAGCUGCUGAAUUCCCCCAAGACGCAUUGCGCGGUAGGCUGCUUCGAGACCACGAGGGUAGCGCUGAUGAUGACAGUUGCGAGCAGACAUCUCAGAUCACGAGUUCCGGUAAGAGUCCCCUUUCCCCUGAAACUCCUAGUUCUGAAGAGGUAAGUUAUGAGGUUAACCCCAAACUCCCAGACAAUGCAUUCCUCUCUGUUCCAUCCGAACCAUCUGUCAUCCCCGAAGACCCAGAAGAAGAGGAUACAGCAGACAGCUAUGAAGCUAAGAGAAAGAUCACUCCAGAGGAGGAGAUGUUUAAAAUGGCAGCCAAAAUCAAAACAUUUGAUGAAAUGGAACAAGACGCAAAGAGAAUAAAGAACUCUAGAAAAGAUUUGGUUCUCUCAUCUGAUCUCAAAAUAGGGGAUGACAGCUGUGAAAACUUAGAGCCCACCAGUGAGAAGCUUUUGCAAAGUGAAUGUGGGCUGAGUAGACCCACUGAGGAUUCAAAAUUAGCUUUUUUCAUUGAUCCCGGUAUUAAAGUACAACCUCCCUCUCGUUUUUCAGCAGGUUUGCAUGAUGGACCCCACAUCAAAGAGGCCACAACUUCAGCCACUUUCACUUCAGAGGGGCCUCACUCUGUCUCAGAACAGCUUCCCUCAAAGCUCCCACUGGAAACUGGAGAAAGCAGCCCAUCAUCCGUCGUUAGCACCGAAAUAACACCAACAACGGACGCUGAAAAUAGGACUGAUGAACAAAAGGAGGAGAGCUUAAGGAAGUCGAAAGAAAAUAAAGGAGAUGAUGAGGAUGGUGAAAUGUUGGCCGUUAGUGGGGGACAGGCGGGUAGUCAAAAACCAUCUAGCAAUGUAACAGAUGAAGUGAAAGGAGAUCAACGUGCCGGUUCAGGAGCACCAGAUACGGAACUGAGUGCAUCUGUUGCGACAGGUCAAACAACACUGGAGAUUUGUAUCAAUGAUGGAGAUGGAGAAGAUGGGGCACUGGAUCUCCCAAAAACGGAAUCAAAAGGCGUCACUGCAAGGGUGGACAGUGACUCCUGGUCUGCAAUGCGAGAGGAUGAUGCCACUUUUGCAGCUCGUGUAAAAGAGGAAGAACAAAAGAUCCUGAAUCUGGCAGUUGACCGUCAGUCUCUGCAAGCAACUCCAGACACCACACCUGGUAGAACACCAACAGAAGAAGGCACUCCUACUAGUGAACCAAAUCCUUUUCUCUUCCAAGAAGGAAAGCUAUUUGAGAUGACCCGAAGUGGUGCUAUUGAUAUGACUAAGAGAAGCUAUGAGGAAGAAGGGGGUGGUUUUGCCUUUUUCCAAAUAGGAGAACAACCUUUAGAAGAGCCUGUCUUGGAAGAGCCCAUGCAAGAAGGUAGAUCAGCAGCAGAUCCUGAAGUUGGCCUCAAUCUAACCCUCGAGGUCAAGACUGAGGAAGAUGAGGUACCAAAAGAGACUCUUGAAUCACAUUCUCACUCCCCGCCUGAAAGGGAUCAGCCAAGCUCUAAAGACGAUGCGUCCAAAUCUAAAAUCCCUAAAAUGGGCAUUGCAGCUUCAACCAAACCCAUGAAUAAAGAUCAGGCACCGCCUGAACUUCUAGAGAGUAAAGCGGACCAGAGUAAAAAUGAAGGAUCCAUAUAUUUAGACACAAGUUGCUCUGAACAAAUUAUAACAAAUGUACAGACUGCAGAAACCACUAUCACUAGAUCAGUUUACUCAGAGCAGGGGCAGGAAUCCUCAGACUCCUCCCCGGAAGAGGCACAGUUAGUCAUAGAAACCCCCAAAACAUCAGGCAAGUCCAAGCAAAGUGCUUCCAGUAGUGCUAAGAAAACAGUCAAAACCCAAGCUAAGUCAACUUCCCAAGGUCGAGGCAAAUCUAUGAUUCCUUCUCUAUCUCAUACAACUGCCUUAUCAACUACUCCCAAAAAAGAAGCCUCUUUCAUUUCAGAUUCUAAAUCCAGAAUUCCCAUCAAGGCUAGCAAGGUGGAUACCAAUAUCAAACGUGCUGAAUCUAAUCAAGAUAAAAAGCUUAAGGUCCCUGUCAAAAAGGACGCAAGGAGGAAAUCUGAGACAGACGCGGGUCCCUCUAUGGAGGUCAAAACCAAGGCGACAUCUUCAAAAGCCAAGAGCUUCUGCGAGGGGGAGUCUCCAAGGUCGUCUCCUAAAAGUGCAGAGUCAUCAAAAUCGAAAGCCUUCCAGUCCAGAUUGCCAGUUCGAGGCAAAAGUGGUCCGUCGUCUCAUUUGACAACACCUACUAAAGAGAAAAGUGAACCACGUAAACAGUCCAAUGAGUUCUUUGAAGAGAUAAGUGACGAAGCGGCCAAGCUCGUGGCGAGGUUGGCACAGGCAGAGGCGGAGAAAGAGCAAGAGGCCAUAUCCGCCCUCUCAGACGAUGAGAGCAGUCUCAUUGAUCCUUCGGUUAUAGAAAGAGAAACUUUCCCAGUGCUGCAAUUCCCUCCCUCAGGAGACAUCUUUCCCAUUAGACCACAGUGGGACGACCCUGUUGAGACACAGAUGCAGCGAAUCCCAGACGAUAAAGUCCAAAGUCAAGUAGAUCCACAGGAUGAAGCAGAGAGAAAAGAGCAACAGUUGGCCAUUGUGGCCGACCACCUGGGCUUCAGCUGGACAGAGUUGGCACGAGAAUUGGAUUUCAGUGAGGAAAGGAUCAACAUGAUAAGGAUUGAAAAUCCCAACUCACUCCAAGACCAGAGUCAUGCCCUGCUGAACCAGUGGGCAGAGAGUGAAGGACAUCACGUUGCAGCAAGAACAACUCUUAUCAAGAAACUGACAAAGAUCAACCGCAUGGACAUCGUUCACCUUAUUGAAACCACCAUGAACAGAUCCGCUCAAGACGAGACGUCUUCACAUACCUACGCAGAAAUAGAGCAAACCAUAGCUCUGGACCAUAGUGAAGGUUUCUCUGCCCUCCAUGAAGACAUUGACAGUCCCAGACCGGGCAGGCGUACGGAAGCGACGGGUAGGAGUCCAGUUUCAGGAAGAGAGGUACCUGUGGUGUCAGCAGAGGACCUAUCCUCCAGUUUGUCAUCGCUUCACGAACCCUCAGGAAGGCCUGAGACGGGCUCCAGCGCAACAGGCCGUCUGAGAAACGUCCAGAAAGACAAUCUUCAAAAGGAGAUGGAAAUCACACUCCCAUCACAAAGAAUAUACGAGGAAGUGACAGACUCUGUGCACACAGGCAGUUACAAACAAGAGAUAGCAGAGGAGCUGGGGGUGCUGUCCUCUGAUAGCUCAGAGGAAGAGGUGCUGACCACCAGGGUGGUCCGACGGAGAGUGAUCAUUCAGGCGGACGAGCUGCCGGACAUCCCACCACAGUCGGUGACCGAGGAGAAGUACACAGAUGAGCAUGGCAACAUGGUGGUGAAGAAGAUCACUCGGAAGGUGAUUCGUAAGUACGUGUCUCCGGAUGGACUUGAAACGCAGGAGGUGACGAUGGAGGGGUCCCGCCAGGAGACCCUGCAGAUAGAGGAGGGGGACGCCGUCUCCAGAGUGGUGAAGAGAACCGUCAUCCACAGCCAGGGAGAUCAGAAAGAGCUCACCUUCUCCGAGCCUCCGGCUCUCAGCGCCGCCACGGCGUCGGAGUUUGAAGCAGAGCCCGUUCAGGGCCGGAAGGUCAGCAAGGUGGUGAAGACGACGGUGGUGCGGGGCGAGAGGACGGAGAAGCAGAGAGGAGACCCCUCGCUGGCCGCAGAUCUCCCUUCAGCCCGGGACGACUUUGAGAAGGCGUUGGGUUAUGCUGGCGGCCUGGGGAAGGUGCUGCUGCCUCACAUAGUAGAGACGGACGUUGUUCAGGACGACGGCUCUGUGGUGAAAAGAAGCCAGAUGCGUAAGUCGCGGACGCAGAAGAGGACGGUGGUGAGGGACGGCCAGGGGAAACACAUGCACCUGGAGCGUCUGGACGACACCCCGGACGCCCUGCAACCUGACGCCCUGCAGCAGCACCUGCACCGACUCCUGCAGCAUUACUGUCAGGAGGAGCGGGAGGAGGAGGAGGAGGAGGAGGAGGAAGAGGAGGGGGAGGAGAGAAUCGACUGAGCAGCUGCUUCCACACCCAAGCCUUUUGUGACGUUUGCUCCCUCAGAUCCAAAUGUCCCGUCCUUCACUCUUCACGGCUCAAGUUUUUUUCUCCUUUGGUUUGUUGGAAUUGAAGCAGGAUUGUUGUGCGUUAACACUUUUCCCUUUUGCUCUGAUCAUGUGACCAAAGAAAGCAUCCAUGGCUUAUUCUUGUCGCUGUUGCCCUGUUUUUUGUUUUGAGUGAUUUUUUUUACGCUUGCAGCUGUUGUGGUGUGAUGAAGGUACAAACGGUUACACGACGGCAUCCUGGACUUUUCGCCCUCACGCAUUGGGCCUCUUCUCUGAGAACUCUUGUAAACAUUUGUAAAUAGACAACAUGAAGGGAAAACAAGCGUGGACUGGAAACAAGAUUUGAAAAAGUGAAAGCAUUUAAUACACAAGCCCACCCAGACCUGCUGUAUGUGCAACCGGCUCAGCUGGAGAACGGCCACCAUUACCCAUGAUGCAUCGCUGUGAUCUCUGCCUGAUCUCUGCCUGAUCUCUGCCUGAUCUUCUGUCUUCAUGAUUCAUCUGCAGUUUUUUUCCAGUGUGUCUUUCCAGUGUGUUGUGCAUUUCCAUCUACGGUGGCCGAGACCCGCCGUUGCUGAAAAUAAAAGUAACGCUGCAAACAGAAACAAAC